AUGGCCGAGGUCAAGCCAGGAACACGAGUCAGUAAGCUGGGGUCCGGACCAGGUCUGGUGACUGCGUCAGACCCAGCCAGUGGUCGCCAGGCCAAGCCAGGACGUCAGCCCACGGGCCAGGGCCCAGGUGCAGCUCAGCGGUGCCUGUGGUCGGGCAUGGGAAGGAGCAUGGCUGCUGCAAAAUGUUUACCUCCCUAUGCAAAAGUAGUUGUUAAAGAUAUUGAAAGGAAGCAAAGCUCUACACAACUUCUAUUUGCUGAUAACAUUCGCCUGCAAUCAGCAAUGGUAUCAAGAAGGUCAAGACUUCAAGAGUGUUCUACACAUCAAAAAAAAUCAGUUCAGAGCUGUGAUGGAGUAUCAGACAUAGACAGCUACAAAUCAAGCAGUACAGACAAUUUCUGUCUUAUAUCACCAUCCAAGAGAAACAGAGCUGAAAGUGUUCCCACAGGUCAACUAAGGUAAUCAAAGCUCUUCUCUUUAAAGUAUCAGUUCAGUGCUAAUUGGUUUGAAGUAUCCAAAGUUAUUAAACAGCAGCCAAAUGUAAUCGAUGUCAUAGCUUACAAAAAUGGCACAAGAAAGAUCUUUGCUAAAUAUUCCUUACCUCUUGCAUUCAUUUAGCUGCUGGAGGAGUGCUCUGAAAAGCUGAAUCUGAACAUGGCUGCACAAUGAGUGUUCUUGGCAGACGGCACCGAAGCACUAGAACCUAAAGACAUACCCCAUGAUGCCGACGUUUAUAUUUCGACUGGAGAGAUCUUUUUAUAUCCAUUCAAAAAAAUAAAAGACCAUCUGUCAUUACUGAAGAAAGUAUUUUGGACAGUGAAUGGCCUGGUUCUUCAUAAUGGUGUCAAGCAAAAGAAAACCAAGUUUGUCAUUUCCAACUACGUGUAGAAAAUUAUUGAGGACACCUCUGACAGAAUUUUAGUGUUUAAGAACCGCGCAGGGCAGGAUAACUGUGAAACUAUUGCAUCACAAAAUCAAAUUGAAAAGCUCCUCUGCUUGACAGAUGCCUGCAAAAUUCCAUCACACUUUUGUGUGGACCUGUUUGGGUCUUUAAGAGAGAAGGUUUCAGCCUCUCAGGAGCAAAGAUUUAUGUCCAAGGAGUUCUAUUGGCCCUGCACCAACGAUUACGGUCUGCAAACUGUUGCAAGCAG
Balearica regulorum gibbericeps (East African grey crowned-crane) is the source of this 1151-nucleotide messenger RNA. NCBI's taxonomy places the organism in Eukaryota, Metazoa, Chordata, Aves, Gruiformes, Gruidae. The record is from RefSeq and is a predicted model, not a curated record.